AUGCCGCGGCCGCCGAGAGCUAGUCCUUCUCCUGCAUCCUCGGCAAUUAAAUUUGGGCUCCAACUUAACACAAAUUACGAGGCUGACCUCAAGUUGGAGGCCUCGCCGCCGGUUGAGCUCGGUGCCCUGCCCGCUUACAUUACACCCCCACGGAGACAACAAACCAGCAGCCGCACUAAUAUCCGCUACUCUCAUGCUCGGAUUCCUCUGCUCCCGCCCCAAACCCCUCCUCUUCCCCGUCCUCCUCGCCUCCUCCUUCCAUCGCUCCCUCCACAGGUACGCCGAGAAGCCUCCCCCUUCCUUCGCCCGUUUCCCCAGCUCCGACUCCCAGUCCCGGCGCCGACACCACUCCAGCUCCUGCCUGCUCCGCUCCUCCGAUGGCAGCACCGGCGGCUGCCCUGCCGUUGUCUCCAUCUGGCACGGCAUCUUGCCGUCGUCCGGGGGACCUCCGCCCGGAGCCGGCGGGCGAUCGUCGGGCGAUUGGUGAGGGAGGAGGGCUCGUGGAAUGUGGCUUGGGACGCACGACCGGCUAGGUGGCUCCACGGCUCCAACUCCGCGUGGCUGCUCUUCGGCGUCUGCUCCUGCUUCCUGCCCUUCGAUCUUCCCAUCGACGGGCGCGACGAUGGCGUCUCGUCCGAAAAGGAAACCGGUGGGAGCGAGGCCGCCGAGAGGGAGAGCGACAGGGCGACCACGCCGUCGUUGCUUCCUCAUGCAGCAGCAGCGGACCUCGCCCAAGCGCCACCCUACAAGGUUACCGGUGUGUCUGGAGAUGGUAGGUGUCUCUUCAGAGCUGUGGCGUACGGAGAUUGCUUAAGAAAUGGAAAAGCAGCUCCAGAUGAAGCCCUCCAGAAAGAACUUGCUGAUGAUUUAAGGGCUCGAGUAGCAAAUGAGCUCUUGAAGAGGCGUGAAGAAACCGAAUGGUUCAUUGAGGGAGAUUUUGAGUCUUAUGUGAAGAAUAUCCAGCAGCCACAUGCCUGGGGUGGAGAACCUGAACUAUUGAUGGCUUCUCAUGUUCUUCAGAAGCCGAUAUCAGUGUUCAUGAUGGACGGGAGCUCGGGGGACUUGGUAAGCAUCGCAAGCUACGGACAGGAAUACCGUAAAGGAAACAGCCCGAUAACGGUAUUGUUUCAUGGAUACGGGCAUUAUGAUGCCCUGGAAGUUUUCUAGCUGAUGAAGUUGCACCUUCGCAUCGAAUGGUUGCGAGAAACUUGCGCAUUUCAAGUCUAGGAAAUUUUGUUAGCUGAUGUCCCGUUUUAAUUCAACCUAAAAAAGAUAGGGUUUUUUGCAGUUCCGAAAGGCUUUUGAGAUGCGAAGGAACUUGCUCCUUUGCUAUGUAGAUGUCAUUUUUCUUCUGCUAGGACUCGAUAAAAUGGAAAAGAUAAACCAGCCGUUUCUCUGUAUCUUUCGAUAAAUAAAUCUUUUCGAGUUGUCUCGAUUGUCACGAACCAUUUACUUGUGAAUCAAGGGAGAUGGACAAUCUUUUUUGUACUUUUCAGAAUAUGCAAUGUUGUCAUUUUA
This is a messenger RNA of Nymphaea colorata (pocket water lily), 1518 nucleotides long. RefSeq lists its product as uncharacterized. The transcript has 6 exons. The record is from RefSeq and is a predicted model, not a curated record. Gene Ontology annotation, molecular function: cysteine-type deubiquitinase activity. Gene Ontology annotation, biological process: protein deubiquitination; endoplasmic reticulum unfolded protein response. Lineage: Eukaryota; Viridiplantae; Streptophyta; Magnoliopsida; Nymphaeales; Nymphaeaceae. Bases 1 to 1167 code for a protein of 388 amino acids. Gene Ontology annotation, cellular component: cytosol; nucleus.